AAAACGAGCAGAUCUAUUAUCAGCUGUUUACAUACACCACGCACAGGUGCGUUUGCUGGAACCGGUAUAUUGUAGUGAUUAUUAAAAUGCAGAGUGCACGUCCUUUUAUUAUGUACCUUCAGAUAUCCAGAUGUAUUAGUUCAUCCAGCAUAUGCUCGAAUUUCUAUAGAGAGGGUAAAUUCAUGAAAAAAAUAAUGUAUGGAAGUCGUAAAUCGAAGAGAAAAUGGUACGACACAAACACAGAAUUACGCAGUGUCGCGAGCGUCGAUUCGACCGUUAAACCUACGCCUUCUAAGCAUACGAUACGCAGAAUGAUGAUUCGAGAUAAACUUUUCAUGGAGCAUAUAACGGACAUGAUGUCGAUGGGACAAGUGUCUGACAUUUUAAAAGACGGCCUAGAGAUUACCCAUGUCAAGAUAACUCCGGACUUCAAACACGUCAAUGUGUACUACAUACCUAAUAACGACUCACUUGUCCUCCAGGAAGCGUUGCAUAAGUGCGCCGGAAUUAUUCGGCACGAGCUGUCGCAGCUGCGUGUCAUAGGUGUAGUGCCGCCUAUCCAGUUCGUUCAAAACAAGCAGCACUUUACAGAGAAGGAAGUCGAGAAGAGAUUGGCGAUGAUAAAUUUCGAGGAAGAGAGUGAAACCCUGGGCGAACAAGAGCAAUUGGAUAUUUCAAUUGCAAAUGCCGAUUCCAAGACGGGUGAAUUUUAUAUCAAAUUGCCAGUAAUGAGACACGACGUAUUUGGAUUAGAUCAUCACAGAAUCACAUCUCAGAUUGUCAGUGCAAUGUCCAAGUCGAAGAAAGCUUCGCAAAGACGAAUGUUGGAUGCGGAUACGAGUACAGAUGAAAACACUUGUGAUCCGAUCUCGAAAGAAGUCGAAUUUGUAACCCGGAAAGAGCAGCAAAAGGUCUUCUCUGAUUUUCUGGACAAAAGACGGAAGGAAGAAAAACUUAAACGUCGUGCGAAACAAUUGGAUAGACAAAAGUUGUUGAACACUUUUGAAGAGAUAGAUAACGAAGAAUUUGAUUACGAGAAUGACGAGGAUAUCAACGACGAGUACCUCGAUGAAGAUAUCGAUAAGGAGUCCAAUAAUGAAUUCAAGGAUGAGACGCGAAAAUGAUUUCAACACGAUUUGUUUACAGAGAACAAUUUUUUAUUCAACAUAAUACUAAUGGGAGCUUGACUUUCUGUACGUAUGUGUAGAUAUAAUAAAUAAUUUAUAUUUAUUAGUAAUAAAUUGUAUUGUACAAUAUACAACAAAAUCUUGCUAUCAACUGUUCGAUGAAAAUAUCGAAUACAUCCAAUGAAUUUAAGGAUGAGACACGAAAAUGAUCUCAAAACAAUUUGUUUCAGAAAACAAUUUUUAUUCAAUAUAAAUAUAAUACUAA
Messenger RNA from Wasmannia auropunctata (little fire ant), 1392 nucleotides. RefSeq lists its product as uncharacterized. The record is from RefSeq and is a predicted model, not a curated record. NCBI's taxonomy places the organism in Eukaryota, Metazoa, Arthropoda, Insecta, Hymenoptera, Formicidae. Bases 87 to 1124 code for a protein of 345 amino acids. Gene Ontology annotation, biological process: rRNA processing. The transcript has 3 exons.